AUGGUAUUUUCUUCUUUUUCCUCGUUUCAUUUUGUUCAAUCUCUUCUUGGUAAAGAGAAACUUGAGGUUGUAGAAGGAAAGGUGGACUGGAAGGGAAAAGCAGCUGUGAAGUAUAAACAUGGAGGGAUGAGAGCUGCUUUGUUCAUUCUAGUGACGUUUGCAUUUGAGAACAUGGCAAAUCUUCAUCUGGCUGUGAACCUGGUGACUUUCUUCAAUGGGAUUUUGCACUUCGAAAUAGCUGAUGCAGCUAAUGCUCUAACCAACUUCAUGGGGACUGGUUACAUCCUUUCCAUUCUGUUUGGCGUCCUCGCAGACAGUUAUAUUGGCAGAUUCAAAACUGUUCUCAUUUCAGGAUCCAUCGAGUUUUUGGGACUAGCAUUGCUCUCAGUGCAAGCUCACUUUCCGAGCCUCAAGCCAUCUGCUUGUAACGUCUUUGAUCCAACUUCUCACUGUGAGAAAAUAAAAAGGGGUGAUGCUGCAUUCCUCUACAUUGCUCUAUACUUGGUUGCUGCCGGCACAGGAGGAAUUAAAGCUGCGGUGCCAUCUCACGGAGCUGAUCAGUUCGAUGAGAAAGACUCCCGGGAGGCUAAGCACAUGUCCAGUUUCUUCAACUUGUUACUAUUAGCCGUGUGCCUGGGUGGUGCAGUUAGUUUAACGCUCAUUGUCUGGGUUGAUGAUCACAAAGGAUGGGAUUUGGGAUUCAUGGUCUCUGCCAUCGCCAUGGUCUUGGGUGUCAUCAUAGCCGUAGCUGGGUGGCCAUUGUAUAGGAUACAUAUUGUUCAAGGAACUAGUGUUAUUGUGGAAAUCAUUCAGGUUUAUGUUGCAGCCAUCCGUAACAGAAAUCUUCAACUCCCUGAGAACCCCCUGGAGCUUUAUGAGAUUGAUAAGGACAAGGAAGCUGCUGUGGAAGCUGAUCUCCUGCCUCACAGAAACGUUUACAGGUUCCUGGACAAAGCAGCCAUUCAAACAGCAUCUACAGCGCAGUCUCCAAAUCCAUGGAAACUCUGCAGGGUAACUCAAGUAGAAAAUGCAAAAAUCAUAUUUGGAAUGAUCCCAGUUUUUGCUUGUACCAUAAUCAUGACCCUUUGCCUAGCUCAACUCCAAACCUUUUCUGUCCAACAAGGCCUUACCAUGGAUACAACCAUCGUUGGCUCUUUCCACAUACCACCUGCCUCUCUGCCAAUAAUUCCUGUUGGUUUCUUGAUCAUCAUAGUUCCCUUUUAUGACCAAAUUGUCGUUCCCCUCCUCCGGAGGUUCACAGGGCAUCCCACAGGUAUCACUCACCUUCAACGUAUAGGAGUUGGCCUUAUUCUCUCUUCUAUAUCCAUGGCUGUGGCUGCAAUAAUGGAAGUGAAACGCAAAGCUGUGGCACGAGACCACAACAUGCUAGAUGCUAUUCCAGUGCUCCAGCCAUUGCCUAUUAGCACAUUCUGGCUCUCAUUCCAGUACUUCAUAUUUGGAAUUGCCGACAUGUUCACGUAUGUGGGUCUUCUUGAAUUUUUCUAUUCAGAGGCUCCAAAAGGACUUAAAACGGUCUCUACUUGCUUUUUGUGGAGUUCCAUGGCACUUGGGUACUAUCUCAGCAGCAUUUUGGUUAAGAUAGUCAACAGAGCAACAAAAGAUAAUACAAACAGUAGAGGCUGGUUGGCAGGCAACAACAUUAACAGAAAUCAUUUGAAUCUCUUCUACCUGUUGCUAUCCGUACUGAGUUUGGCCAAUUUCAUUGUCUAUUUGUUCGUUGCAAGCCGUUAUAAAUACAGGUCUGAGUGCCCUGUGGUUCUUUCUGGCGAUGACAAAGCCGGAGACAAGACAGAAGGUAAUUAGCUACAAUAUCAUGUGAAGAAGCCAACUGAUACGCGAAUGGACAUUUCUUUUCUUCCUUAAUUUGUUUCUACUUCCCUUUGGAUGGUUAUUUUCAAGUUGGUGAAGCUGUAGAGGGUUUGAAAUGCAUUUGUUAUGUUCAUUAACUAAAUGUGUCAUGUUCUGGA
Molecule: messenger RNA, 1988 nt
Organism: Theobroma cacao (cacao)
Lineage: Eukaryota; Viridiplantae; Streptophyta; Magnoliopsida; Malvales; Malvaceae
Source: RefSeq, a predicted model, not a curated record